Saccharomycopsis crataegensis is the source of this 3561-nucleotide messenger RNA. RefSeq names its product CCR4-NOT core subunit CAF130 (gene CAF130). The transcript has a single exon. Lineage: Eukaryota; Fungi; Ascomycota; Saccharomycetes; Ascoideales; Saccharomycopsidaceae. The record is from RefSeq and is a predicted model, not a curated record. The coding region runs from base 1 to 3561 and encodes 1186 amino acids.
AUGAUGACGAUCGAUGAUAAUACAGAAUACUUGAACGAUAUUAUUCAAAAGGCGUUCCAGCGCAAAAAUCGUCCAUCGUCAUCUCCAACAUCAAGUCACAAUCUUAAUCCAACAUCAGAAAAAAACCUUGAGAGUGAUGAUGACGAUGAUGAUUCAGAUGUUGAUUUCGACGGAGGAACUCCCAUUGAUUGGGAUGAGAUCCUUUCGUCGAGACUAUCUCAUGUUGAUUUUGAUAUAGUGGAUACCCAGCUUGAGAAGCACAAGAUUCUUGCCAAAUUGAUGAAGUUAGAUGCCGACGACGGUCUUUCCCACGCCUUCACAACCGCCUGUGUAUUAUGUGACAAAUUGACGAAACCCGCGAAUAAUGACCAUUUCAAUCUUAGUCUUGAUCUAACAUGCAAUUUACUAGUUCUUCAAAUAUAUGAAUACAGCUCUUUGACCCCACAAUUUGACACUGCUUUCAAGCUUGCAAGGAUUGCCGAAGCCAUUCUUGACUUACUUCAGCUAGGCAACGGCAAUAAAUCCGAUGCUGAAUGCGAAGCUACAUGGUUGAAGAGAAGUGCAAUAUUGGGAGAUGAUGGUGGCUUGGUGGUUGAAUGUUGCAAGAAGAUUUUCUUGCAACUGGUGAUUGACCAAGUGAAAAAAGAUAACUUGGAAAAAAAGGACAGUAAUUCAUCUUUGAAAUUUAAUGAUUCAGGAUCAUUCACAGAUUUAUUUGAUGAUGUGUAUUCUCGUGCUGAUAUCGAUGGAGAAUCAGCAUUCAAUUCCUAUAACCGUGCCCUAUUUAAUGGGUGCCAAAUGUAUGAAAAAGGUUUUUACGAUUGGAUGCCUUGGAACUUGGAGCCAAUGAAUGUGGAAUUACUAUGGAGUGUACUUGCAGUAUCAACUUAUUCAAUGUAUAAGAUCUACCAAAAUUACCCUACGCCAAAGCUCUCAUCAACAGCCAAUGAAAUGGAAAAUCAAGAAACCCCAUUACAUUAUAAUCCUUUUAUGAUUUUUUUUCUCAAGACCUGGAAAGUUCUUACAAAGGCAAUUUCUCUCGGUUGUUUAAUUGAUCGGCUUGAUGAGGAGGUUUAUGGUCUUGGGACUCCUUGGCCCUUAAGGUGUUGUGUGAAAGGCGCGGCGGCAGUUCGAUCUGUGCUUGCCACAAUAUUGAAUGAUGAAAUUGAUAAAAGAGUACAUGAUAUAUCACACGAAUCUUUAAACAAUUUCAUGAUGCCAUUUGGGCGUAAAGCUGGUCAAGGAGCAUUAACGGAAGAUAUCAGAAAAUAUGUGUCAGCAUUGGUAGUCUUGGGAUAUGACUUGAAUCGAAUUGGGGAAAUGUUUUUGGACACAGAAACUCUGGAUAGUUUGGACGAUGAUGUCCUUUAUAUGUUUGAGUAUGAAUUUUCUGACGAUGAUGAAGAUGAUAACGAGGAAGAAGAUGAUAACGAGGAAGAAGAUGAGGAGGAUGAGGAUGGGGAGGAAGAGGAAGCUGAACAAAAACAGAUGAUUGCUCUAAAGGAGGAUACAGCAGAAGAAUAUUCCGAUUACGAUAAUGAGGGUAAUGUCACUAAUAAUAAGAUGAAGGAGAGCGAUACAGGGAAAAUGGCGGAUGAUGGGAGUGAUUAUAAUGAUUAUGCUGAAAAUUCUGCUCAGAAAAGUAUUUACGUAAAGAAGGAGUAUACUGCAAGGUGUUAUUGUGUUUAUGACGAUCAAAGUGAAGAUGAGAAGGAGGAAGACGAUGAUCAUUUCCACAACGGAGAAAGCGGAGAAUAUGAAUCUAAUAAUAAUACAAAUGGCGAAAAUAAUAAGAGUACUCCUGCAGAAACAACAGAAGGAUCUGAUGAAGUUGAUGUUAAAGGAGUUGUAACUGGCGCCAAAAAAUUUAUCCCUGUCAAAAGUAAUAGUUUCCCUGAUGCCUCUAAAAUAUUCAAUGACAUGCCAAUAGGUGAUAAUAUUUUCUUCAAUACUGAGCGAGAUUUGCAACAAAUUUCCAAGUCUGAAAUCACCAGCCAUAGUCAAUCAGAUUUAUCAGAUGGUGAUGAUACCGAUGAAGAUAGUGAUGAUAGUGAUGAGGACUUCAGUGAUGAUGAAUUUGAUUAUGAUAUUUUCAUCUCAUGGGAAGAUUUGAAAAGCGCAAUGAUCGAUAUGUCCAAAGAUCAAGUGAAUAUCUCAUUGCAGAGAAAAGUAACUAGGUCCGUCUCUGCCGUUGUAACAUGGUAUUAUGAACAGCAAAUAGAAGCGAAAAUGCGCCAAGACAAUAGAAUUUUCAAUGGGAAGUCAACUUACGUUCCUUCUAAUUCUAGUGACACUCCUCCACAAUCUGAAAAUACCGAUACAACCAUAACCAGUGAUAUGGAUACUGAUACCACAAUUUCAGGCUCAUUAGGUAGUGUUGCUUCUGGUAACAACAAUAGCUUUCAACAGAAUUCCGUAACGGAAGCGUGUACUUCCCUGUUUCCAAAGAUUUCUUUGAUUUAUGAGUUUUUAAGCUCUACCAAAGGAUUACUCAAUUCAAUGUUAAGGUACAACUCGAAUGCUACUUUGUCAAUAUUGGAUGAACUAUUGAUGUGUAACGGAUGGAGACAAAAGACUAUUUGGGUGGUAGCCCAUUGUGAAGCGAGUUAUGGAUUGGUAGAUUAUGUACACAGAUUAGUUAUUGGAGGUAUAGACCAGCCAAAUUACAUCACAGAGAAGCCUGAGGCAGCUACAUUUUCAUCAUUAUCAAAUAACCACUCUACAUCUCCAUUCAGAUUUUCUCGUAACGGGAAUAACCAGGUUUUUCUUUCUGGACUAGAGCGCUCUUUUCUUCUACAUGAGUUCUUCAGUAUGGCUUCGGUGAGUUUAUCUGAGAUUGCUAAUUUACAUAACUCUGUGAAUGGAGCAAAUAGCUUAACAGAAGGAUCAAGUAAUUUGGAUAGCGAUAAUACGUCCUUUGCUGAUAUAUCGGAGCGUUAUAAGCUUGCCACCAAAUCAGUCCAUUGGAUCUGCUCAAUGCUUAAGUCUUUGCACGCUAAGAAGAUUAUUGAUUUGGCGUGCUCCGAAUAUCAAGUUGUCAUACAAGGUCUAUUGCUUCCCUGGAUUGGAAAAUUGGAAGUGGCAAGAGGAUUGUACUUUACUAGCAGAGGAGUUGAAGAGAAGUCUCAGCCAAAAGGAAAUGAUUCUAAGUCCGUGAAGAAGGAUAAACAAGGAAACGAAUUAGUUAAACAGAAAAACAGUGGUUCCAAUAAAUCGCCAAUCUCCAAUAUUAAGACAAGUAAUGAUUCGAAGAGGCAAGAGGUUAGAAACCAACCAACGAGCCGCGUUACUAGUAUUUCAACAAUAAGUGAUAACUCUUUAUUUGAUGCACAGAACAACAGUGAUUUGGCUACAUCAAUAUCGAAUCCAAUUAAUUCAUCUAAAGAUGAUGGUUAUAAUGAUGAUGAUGAUACAUCCGAUGAAGUAUUUUACGACCAUUAUAUCAAUAUUAUCAAUGCAAUUUUGAUAAAAGUUUCUGGUGAGGAUGGUGAAUAUGUAGAUGAAAUGGCGUGGUUUAGUCAUAUUGGGGUAUUUGGAAAUCAGUGGGCGAGAGUAGAUUGA